AUGCUCGUGCAGCUCUCGUCCAACACGGCGCUGACUAACUUUAUUCACUUCCAUGUAUGUAGUCCCAUCUCAUCGACCGACACUUCUUGGAUCAGCAGUUCCAUCCAGCAGAUCUUGACAUCACGCCUUCAUCACCUUCGACAGGACCAAGUCACGAAUGAGCCCGCUGUACGAAUACCACGAGCAUCACAAGUCUUCACGGCCUGUCUAGCAUCUGAUUGA
Pseudozyma hubeiensis SY62 is the source of this 222-nucleotide messenger RNA. RefSeq lists its product as hypothetical. The coding region runs from base 1 to 222 and encodes 73 amino acids. NCBI's taxonomy places the organism in Eukaryota, Fungi, Basidiomycota, Ustilaginomycetes, Ustilaginales, Ustilaginaceae. The transcript has a single exon. The record is from RefSeq and is a predicted model, not a curated record.